AAACCGGGACUGUCCCCGGAAAACGGGGACGUCUGUUCACCCUAAUAUAUAUAAGCUACACAUAUGGAGACUUCUUUGUGCUUUAUUUUCAUAUUUGAACAAUUGAGACUUUUGAGGGCGGUCUUAGAGAUUUUCAGAGGGAGGUGUUUGCCACCACCAUAUAAGUAAGUCCGAUAUGGCAGAAUGGAAACACACCGGCUUCAUCUUCAACAAGCAUGUCUUCGCUGGGUCAAGCUCUUUCUCGAAGCAGGUUAAGUCGACCUGAUGCGAUUCGGGCGCUGAAAUCUCCGCUCUACGAGUUGGAGGUGAGUGUCCUGGUCAUAUACACCGGCGGAACCAUUGGAAUGAAGGAUUCUGGAGGAGGUCUGAAACCAGAACCAAAUGCUCUUUAUUAUUUUCUUCGCACACUCCCUAUUCUGCAUGAUGAGCAGUACGCGGAAGAUACAAAACUGUAUGAGCGCUAUCCGGAGUUCACGCUGGUGCUGCCACCCUCCAAACAGAAACCAAGGGUUGUAUAUACCAUUUUAGAGUACUCUCCCCUCCUCGACUCCUCUAAUAUGACCCCAGAUGACUGGGCUAAAAUUGGAAAAGACAUUGAGAAAUUCUACGAGCAAUACAAUGGUUUUGUCGUCCUGCACGGCACAGACACCAUGGCUUACACCGCUUCUGCCUUAUCCUUCAUGUGUGAGAAUCUGGGAAAGCCUGUCGUCCUCACUGGCUCACAGGUGCCCAUCUAUGAGUUGAGGAAUGAUGGGAGGGAUAACCUCUUGGGGGCGCUGUUGUUAGCAGGACAGUAUAUCAUCCCUGAGGUUUGCCUGUAUUUUUAUCAAAAGUUGUACAGGGGCAAUCGUGUCACCAAAGUGGACGCUGAAAGCUUUGGCGCAUUUACCUCACCAAACCUGCGGCCAUUAGCCAGUCUUGAAGUCGACAUCAUAAUUGACUGGGACAUUGUGUGGCGAUCCUGUACAGUGGACAAAUUCACUGUCAGCACAGAAUUGAACAGUAAUGUGGGUGUCCUGCGACUAUUCCCAGGAAUCACUACUGAUACGGUCAAGGCCUUCUUGCAGCCUCCUAUGGACGGGAUCGUUUUGGAGACUUACGGCACCGGUAAUGCUCCUGACCGCGAUGACCUGCUGGAUGAGAUCAAAAAAGCGACCGAUAGAGGAGUCAUCAUCAUCAACUGCACCCAGUGCCUCCGGGGCACGGUCAAAGGCACAUAUGAAACUGGCCAGGCUCUGUAUAAAGCCGGUGUGAUCGCUGGAGGUGAUAUGACCCCAGAAGCUGCUCUUUCAAAACUCUCCUAUGUGCUGGCAAAAGACCUCAGUACAGAAGAGAAGAAGAAGAUGAUGAGUCAAAAUCUGCGUGGUGAGAUGACAGAUGACCUGGUCGGUCCAAAGCUUUCUCUCAGCGACAGUCGCUUUAUUCAGGUCAUCGCCAAGUCCCUCAGCAGCUGCUGUAAAGAGGAACUUGAUGCCAUAGGAGAUGCACUAACUCCCUCUCUGGCCUGUGCUGCUGCUAAGGUUGGAGACAUCGAAGCUUUGGAGGCCAUAAGGGAAAUGGGCUCUGACUUGAGCAUGGCAGACUAUGAUGGCCGCACUCCUCUCCACGUCGCUGCAUGUGAGGGUCAUCUGAAAGUGGUGGAGUAUCUGCUGAGUAAAGGGGCCACAGUCUACGCCAGAGAUCGCUUUGGUGAUACACCACUUCGCAGUGCUGUUUUCUUCAGGCACAAGGAUGUUGUGAAGUUGCUGAGGAAGACUGGAGCUCAUUUUUCCCGGGAUGAAAUGGUUGAUGCUGGAAUGAAGUUGCACAGUCUUGCAGAGAGUAGCGACUUGGAAGGAUUGGAGAUUUUGCAGCUAGCUGGGGUUGAAGUGGCAAGGGCCAUUGGAUGUGAGUAGACUGUUGAGUUCUUGGGCGGCUCAGUACCAAACAGAUGGCUCAAUAUCAAACUCAGAAUGGCGAGUUUAUCAAGUUUACUGCUUCUCCAAGAUCUUGAGGAGGCCGUCCUGCUAGCUGUCACUUCCUGCCCUUAUCAUAUAUCCACUUUCUUAUUUUUAGCAGACGUACAGUAGAUUUGCCUUACUUAUACAAUUAUACUCUUAUAUGAUGCUAUUUUAAAAGUUCAUAAUUUUGAUUAUUGGGUGUAAUAGAAUAGGUUAAUAUGCUUUAAUGUUCAAAAAACACAUUAUUUCUGACAUAUUGCAGCUUCUCUAUACCCAGUCUGUCUGAAACUGCUCAUUUCUACAAAGCCCCUCCUUCUGAAACCGCUCAUUUCUACAAAGCCCCUCCUCCUAACCAUGCGACUUGAAAGUAUAUAAGGGGUGCCCAGAUAACAUGUCAUCCUCUUUUCGUCUUCAGGGACUGUUAUGUGUGAAACACUAUCGUGGCAAUUUUGAAACGCACAGAGAAAUUAGGAAGUUUAUUAGGUGUGUGGAUCCGUGUCCUCAUUAUCUGGCACUCUCAUGCCAAUACCCUCUGUCUGGAGGGAAGAGCACGCACGGUAAGUUCUCGAGGGAGCUGCCUGUGCAAACUGUGAGCAUUUUCCUUUAAGAAUGCUCCGUUCUCGUCUGGGUCUCUUCUCGAGGGAAGAGAGUUCAGCAUUUGGGCCUGGUGGUUCGGGUCAAAUUCGAUUCUGCAUUUUAAUAUGCAUUCAUAGGGUUGUUGAAAUGCUUCCCUAAAUGCGUCUUAGUCAGGGUAAGAAUUACACAGCAGCCUUCAGGAGGUCAGAGAGUAAGGGCAAAAACAAACAAACAAACAAAAAAACUUUUGUCCAUUGUUAAUGUUAGUUCAACUGCGCACUCUUAUGUCAUUCUUGUUAAUGUUGUAGUUAUUUCAGCAGUUUCCUUGACAUAUUCAGUUAAACGACAUUAAGUUCAUAAUUUCAUUUAUCAUUCAUUGAACUGUGCGUAUGCAUUUAGACACUUACAUUAUGUUUGCUCCAUCCAUGCAAUAAAUGUGCAUCUUGAAACUG
Ctenopharyngodon idella (grass carp) is the source of this 2968-nucleotide messenger RNA. RefSeq names its product 60 kDa lysophospholipase-like. The record is from RefSeq and is a predicted model, not a curated record. NCBI's taxonomy places the organism in Eukaryota, Metazoa, Chordata, Actinopteri, Cypriniformes, Xenocyprididae. Gene Ontology annotation, molecular function: protein binding; asparaginase activity. The coding region runs from base 216 to 1895 and encodes 559 amino acids. The transcript has 16 exons. Gene Ontology annotation, biological process: amino acid metabolic process.